Molecule: messenger RNA, 1776 nt
Organism: Diorhabda sublineata
Lineage: Eukaryota; Metazoa; Arthropoda; Insecta; Coleoptera; Chrysomelidae
Exons: 2
Coding region: 80-757 (225 amino acids)
Source: RefSeq, a predicted model, not a curated record
ACCAGCAACUACUAUAACCUUUCAACUAUGAUCAAUAUAGUAUUUUACUGGUAGAGUAUAACAAAAGUUUGAAUUAGAAAUGGCGAUUUCAGUAAUUUUGAUGGCAGUUUGUUGUUUAUUUGUUGUUACCUGUGCAUGGGACGACUAUACUGACUAUUAUGAUUAUGAAGAUGUCACGGUCAUGGAAGUUACAAUCGGUUCUAAAAAGGACUUACAUUGUUUUCCAUUUGAUUCCAUUAUAAUUCAAUAUUGGAAACAUAAUGGACAGGAAUAUCAUGAAGGUGAAAAUUUAACGUACUUGCAUUGGAUUGAUGGAGAACCAGGUGCAAUAGAAGUUACGUUUUUAUCCCAGGAACAAGCAGGAAGAUGGGAAUGUUAUUACUACGGCGACGUUUUUGUAUCGUAUUACUUUGUAAUUGUACCGGAUAAAGGCAAACAACAGUUAUGGCCAAUUGAGAAUAUGGAAGAAUCUAGAACAAAUAAUACAUAUAUUGAGACCACAGAAACUUAUAUACCAAGAGAAACCACAGAGGGCACGGUAGAAGUGGUUAAUUCAACGUUAAGUAUAAGAAGUGGGGAAAUUGAAAAUGAAGAUAUUCAAAGUGAAACAUAUGACAAUUUUCUUGAUGUUCUUUUAAAUUCUCUACGCAAUCCAUUUGUAAGAGCAGAUCAGAUAAAAGGAAAAUCAGGUGCAAUUACUCUAAACGCUUCUUAUAUAGCUUUAAGUAUCUUUAUUGUAAACUUAUUGACUUUGUAAUAAUUUAUUUUAAUAUUGAAUUUAUCAAUUCAAAAUAAACUUUAUCUUCAGUAGCGGUAAUCGUUUAUUAAAGAAGUUCUGUUUAUUUUGUACUUUUGUUUUUAAGGAAACUUAUAACAAGGUGGUUGGGUCAUGAAAGGCCAAGCUCUUUUGAAGACAACAAUUAAAAAGACAUAAUUAUCGACAUGUGAAGACAUAUACCAUACACCAAGAUCCAACAAACUCAAUGCCACAAAUGGGCCAUACAAGGAGCAUAUACAAUCCAUGAACACAUGAACACUCACGUUUUAGUUAUAAAUAUUAUAAAUACGUACCGUUGCAUGAAAAAUAAUGAUUAAUUUUUAUUUAUUAACCGUUUAUAACUUAUUCAACUUCCAACAUGUUUUUCAAAAUUAUUUUAUUAUCAGUGUACGUUUAAAUAUCUUCUAUGGAAAGGUUAUGUCUAAAAACAAAUUAAUAUGAUAAGUUACAUAUAAGAUAUUCCUGACUACAAGACUGACUAUGUACUACGAUAAGUUUUUUGAAAAAGUCAAAGUCACAAUUGUUAGAUUGACCUUCUUAGGAACAUUGUGGCAUUACAAAGAAAGCUAUUUCAUGUGAAACAAAUUUCUAAUUUCAUUAUGAGACCCGUUGGCAAGUUAUUUAAUGCCAACUUAUACUAUUUUCUAAAAACUUCUAUUAAUAUAGCCUUAGUUAUGCAAUGGAAUUCAAGUAAUGUUCGUUUAGAUUUUUAUAAAUGAUAAAAAUAUAUUGAGCAUUUGAAGAUUCGCUUAUCUGUUUAGCUUAUUAUGUAGUUUAAGAAGAGGCGGAUAUAUUUAUUGUUAAAACUCUAUUUUCAACUAUAUGCAUUGUUUGGAGUCAUUUGGUAGAGCUUAAUAAACCUAAAGUUCAAUAAAUAGUGAUUAAAGUUAGGUGGUGUACAAUAGUAUUACAAAAGUAUUACGUAGUAAUGUGGUGUCCCCGUUUAACCAGUAAAUAAAUGGAUAAAAAGUGGCUCAUAACAAACAAACGCUUCUAAA